Messenger RNA from Helianthus annuus (common sunflower), 2129 nucleotides. RefSeq names its product calnexin homolog. Lineage: Eukaryota; Viridiplantae; Streptophyta; Magnoliopsida; Asterales; Asteraceae. Gene Ontology annotation, cellular component: endoplasmic reticulum; endoplasmic reticulum membrane. The transcript is spliced from 6 exons. Gene Ontology annotation, biological process: protein folding. Gene Ontology annotation, molecular function: calcium ion binding. The record is from RefSeq and is a predicted model, not a curated record. Bases 291 to 1895 code for a protein of 534 amino acids.
UAAUCUAAUUAGUUCAACCCAACACACAAUCAAUGAAUCGUGGCCGUUCAUCUAAACUCUAAAGCUUCCACCACACAAGCAAACGAAGCCAUACGUGAACAUCACACGUGUCAAACGCUCAUUGGUUCAUUCGACGUGGAAUGAGUUAUCAUUGGCCGGAUCUACUCGACACAACUCCUCCAGAUCUAUAUAUACACACACACUCACAAUACACUUCAACAAUUGAAGAGCGCAGUCUCUCUCUCUAGAAUCUUCUUCUUUAAAUCAACCAACAUUUCAACAAAUUGAAGAUGCGUUCGUUGAAUUUGUGUUUGUUUCUUUUGAUCGGUUGCUUGUUUUCACAGAUUCACGCUUCUGCCGACGCUAUAUUUUAUGAGUCGUUUGAUGAAGCAUUUGAGGGAAGCUGGAUCGUGUCUGAGAAGGAAGAUUAUUCUGGUGAAUGGAAACACUCGAAGAGUGAGGGACAUGAUGACUACGGGCUUCUCGUGAGUCAGCAAGCUAGAAAGUACGCAAUCGUCAAGGAGCUAGAAAAACCUGUUGAGCUCAAGGACGGUACAGUUGUUCUCCAGUUCGAAGUCCGUCUUCAAAACGGUCUCGAGUGUGGUGGCGCAUAUUUGAAGUAUCUUCGACCACAAGAGGCUGGCUGGACCGCCAAGGGGUUCGACAAUGAGUCUCCUUAUUCAAUCAUGUUUGGUCCGGACAAAUGUGGGGCCACGAACAAGGUCCAUUUCAUCCUAAAACACAAAAACCCCAAAAGUGGAGAAUAUGUCGAACACCAUCUCAAGUUCCCCCCUACUGUUCCUUCAGACAAAUUGACCCAUGUAUACACAGCUGUUAUUAAACCCGAUAACGAGCUCGUAAUCUUGGUUGACGGAGAAGAGAAAAAGAAGGCAAAUUUCCUCUCGUCUGAGGACUUCGAACCCGCACUAAUCCCUGCAAAAACCAUUCCCGACCCGGAUGAUAAAAAACCCGAAGAUUGGGACGAGCGAGCCCAAAUCCCCGACCCAGAAGCCACAAAACCCGAGGACUGGGACGAGGAUGCUCCUAUGGAGAUACUAGACGAGGAAGCUGAGAAGCCCGAAGGGUGGCUAGAAGACGAGCCGGAAGAAAUCGACGACCCAGAAGCAGUUAAGCCCGAGGAUUGGGAUGACGAGGAGGAUGGUGAAUGGGAAGCACCCAAAAUCGACAACCCGAAAUGUGAAGAUGCACCGGGGUGUGGAGAAUGGAGAAGACCGUUAAAGAGAAACCCGGCUUACAAGGGUAAAUGGCAUGCUCCACUUAUCGAUAACCCUGCUUACAAGGGUAUCUGGAAGCCUCAAGAGAUUCCAAACCCUGAUUACUUUGAACUUGAAAAGCCCAACUUUGAACCGAUCGCUGCCAUCGGUAUUGAGAUCUGGACAAUGCAAGAUGGAAUCCUGUUUGACAACGUCUUGAUAGCCAGUGAUGAAAAGACUGCAACCGAAAUUAGGGAUACCACAUGGAAGCCGAAGUUUAAGGUGGAAGAAGAGAAACAGAAGGCAGAAGAACAAGCAGCUGGGUCUGAUGGUCUCAGCGGAAUCCAGAAAACUGUGUUUGAUGUUCUCUACAAGAUCGCUGAUUUGCCUUUCUUGGGUGACCACAAGGACAAGGUUUUGGAAGUUAUUGAGAAGGCUGAGAAACAACCAAACAUUACAAUCGGUGUGAUUGUUUCGAUUGUGGUGGUGAUCUUUAGUGUGUUGUUGAAGCUGUUGUUUGGUGGGAAGAAAGCGACAAAGAAGGUGAAUGUGGCACCGGCGAAGAAGGAAGAAGAAGAAUCAAAGGCAGCAGAAGGUGAAGAAGAAGAAAAGGAAGAGAAGAGCGAGGAUGCAGCGGCAGCAGGGGCGGUCCCGCGUAGAAAGACAAGACGUGAUAACUGAGUGUUGAGAAGUUGAUGAGGAGUUAGAUACAUGGAUAUUCAUUUUGGUGUUUUUAUUUUUGUUUUUGACAUUUGAACUUGUUAUUUUUGUGGUUUAGAAGGGGAAGGAAAGAAAAGUUUGUAUGAAGACGUUGUAAAUGAGGAUUUAUUAUAAUCUAGAAUCAAGUCUUGUAGUAGUAGUAAGUAAUUUCAUUUUAUUGACGUUAAAUUGCAACACUUAAGAGCUUUGAUUUCA